Messenger RNA from Sungouiella intermedia, 1707 nucleotides. NCBI's taxonomy places the organism in Eukaryota, Fungi, Ascomycota, Pichiomycetes, Serinales, Metschnikowiaceae. The record is from the annotation of a GenBank genome assembly.
AUGGACAAAAAUCAGGAUUUUGUGUCACCGGAAUAUACCAGUAGACCUAUUAUCUUAUCUCCGCCGCCAAUGGAGCCGCUGACGUCGAGUUUCGGCGGUGAUUCGUUGCGUUUAGGUCCUCAGAAUUACCAAAGAAACCAAAGUGUGGGCUAUAACUUGCAACAGGAGUUUGAAGCGCUCAAGGCUGACUUGGACUUGGACUUGAGUAACUCCAACGAUGGCGUUAACGAUGCGCCGGACCGUGACUCCUCGUCAGCGUCGAGUAACAUCGCCCUCAAUGCUGGAGCCCCAGGCUCGGCACAUGGCCCCCAAUCACAAGGCUCACAAGGCUCACACGGCUCUCACGGGCCUCAUGGCUCCCAUAACACCCAUGGACAGUCUAGUAACUCUGCUUCUGGCUCUCGUGUGUUGUCCGGCGGGCCCAGUUUGCUCUCGCCCGUCAGCAAUGCUAGCAACUCCAACUUUGGCUUGGGACCUUCCCUCUCGGACAAUUUGAUGAGAGAUAGGGCCCUCUCACCAGGGGCAAGUAACUCAGGUGGUCUCCAAGCGUUGUUGAACAACAAGAGCACGGGGUUCUUGCCUAAUUUGAACUCGGUGCCCAGUAGGCCGCAAAGUGUCAACGACUUCUCCAACUUGUUGCCGAGACUGUCGCAGCAGACAUUCUCAAGAGUACACAACUCCUCGAACUUCUACCUGGACAUGUUGUCGUUCACCGGCUGGAUCGAAAACUUGUCGCCGCAGGACAUGCUUAUCAUGCUCGACUAUUGGUGUAACAACUUGCCAUUUGACAUCUUGCUCACCAUGAGAUCUAGGUUGGAGACUCAUACCCAUCUGGGCUCACAGCCUCCAUCAUUCUCCAACGUCUCCAAUAUGUCCUACCCUCAGUACGGUGCUGAUUACAUGCCCGAAAUCGACUCUUUGUCUCUAGACGGCAUGAGACACCAACAGACAAUGUCGAAUGUGAGUCUUGUCCAACCUAAACCUAAGGCCAACACUUUCCGUAGCCACUUGUUUGUUGACCCCAAGGUUCAGAGACCUAAGCUGGCUGAUCCUACUGUGAAGCCACAAGCUGGUCAAGCACAAUUUGAUCGUGCCAGAUCGCCUGCUUCCCACUUGUACGAGAAGACAAACUUCUUGCAAUUGGCCGCAGCCAGCUCCAACUCGCCUCAUUCGUACCCUCUGGGCCAACAGAUGACCAACAGUUCAGAGGAAGGCUUGGACUUGUCUGCUACAUCCAAAUUGGGAGCUCUAGCAACCAUCAACUCUCGAGUUGCGCUUGACUCCAACAGGAAAAACCACCAGGUUGGUCCUAACAGACACACUGCUCUUGCGUACGAAGAGCUGAUCAACCGCACCGCUAACUCGUCUUCGGUGCCUGCGCCAACUACCCAGAAAUACUCGACAGCUGCCAUGGCAGGCAUGGUUAAGAAAAAGGAGGUGGAGUCGCCUAUUAAGGUCAGACCCAGUACUCCCGUGGGCAACUCUUCGAUGCCCAAUGAAAUCGCCAGUGUGGAGUUGUUGAACAACAUUCCUGCUUGGUUGAAGUUGCUCAGAUUGCACAAGUACACCGACUGUCUCAAAGACAUCUACUGGAAGGAUUUGGUGGAGUUGAGCGACGAACAGUUGGAAGACAAGGGAGUCAAGGCUUUGGGAGCCAGAAGAAAGUUAUUGAAGGCGUUUGACACCGUCAAACAGGCAAGAACUUAG